AUUUUUAGCGUUCGUACGACAAAAUUCGCCGCGGCCGCACGUUCUGUUCUUUCGCAUUUCGUUCGUCGUUCGCAUAAGACGAGAUAAAUUUCAAAACACACGCAAAUAUCAAAUGCGAAAAACCAAACUCUAAAUUUGAUCGGCAACAAAAUUAAAUACAAAUUGGAGAAUAAAAAGUCAAAUUAUUGCGUAGAAAUUUUGUGUUGUGCCCCCCAAAUAGUGCCUCAAAAAAGUCAACAGCUGUCUGUUUUACACAACAAAAAUAAAAUAACAAAUUUACAGUUAUUAUAAAUACACACACACACACAAACACACGCAUACAAAUAGAUAACAAAAUUGAUCAAGUGCCAAAAAGCAACAAGUUCAAGUUUGUGCAGCAAAAUUUUGCAAAUUUCUCAGUGCAAUUAUUCACCCAACAACAACAAAAAGUGCAAAAAAAAUUAAUACAAAUUUUAAUUACAAAAAGAAGCAAAUUUCGCUGUUAAUUUGUUGAAAUAAAAAUAAAUUGUUUUCGAGGAAGAAAGGCAGGGAAAAAGUUUUCCCGCUGUGACGCCUGCGCAGCUGCAAAAUUCUAAUUGGAUAAAUUUUUUUUGCGGCACGCCGCCAAAACAGGAAACGGAAGCGGCUGCACGCCAUUUGUAAUACCGCAACAUCGAACGCAGCAUAAAAGAACUCGUUCAUGUAUUUAUGAGUAAUCGGAACACCCAAGCGGCGAUCCAUGUGGCACAUGUGGCACACGCAAUAACCCAGACGCACUGAGAGCGAGAGAGAGAGAGAGAGAGAGAGAAACGCGAAACACUUGCCUUGCCUUGUUGUCAUAUAUAAAGUAAACCGCAUCGACGGAUCAUUUGGGAAAAUGUUUGCACGGCUGCCGGCUGCUGGCAGCGGUGACAUUUAUCAGGAUGCAACGACAACGUUGCGUUCGGCAUUUCCCAAUUCUCGACUGGAUUCGCUUGCCGCAGCGCAUCCGACGCCCGCGAAUGAGAACGAACCGAGUGUGGACAGUCAGAUGCCAGCGCCCGAUGCAAGCGAUGCAGCAACGGGUUACAAUCCACUCGACGAUGAUUGGUGGUCGAAUGCCAUCGAGGUGGACACAUUCGAUUCGCCGCUGGCGUUCGAUGCCAGCGAGAAUGGGCUGUGGAAUGGACAUUUUGUGCCGCCGCCGCCGCGUCCGCCAUUUCUGGAUGAAAGCGUCGCCGCUGACGGUCUGACCACCUGUGAUCUAUGCACGUGGGCCUGGCAGCGUAAUGCCUACUCUCUGGAUGGUUCGAUAGAUACCGCUGGCGAACUCGGAUGGGCAUUCACCCUAAUUGUAGUCUCAAUCAUAUCGGCUCUUAUAGGUGCUAUUGUAAUGGUCAUAGUUCUAAGAUGUAAAAGAAUUAAAUCAGCGAAUGCCAAUGGUGGCCGCCCGCAGCCGUGGUGGUGUCGCAACAAUCGUAAUGCCGCCGGCGGACAAAAUCGUUCACCAAUCUCCAUCAAACACUCGGCGGACAGCAUUCGUCGUCCCACCAGCAAUUCGGGUGUCUGGACUUGGCUCGGCGGCAGUCGACGCUCUUCGGCGGGUCCCGAUCAGAUUGGUCCGCCAUCCACAUCGCCAGCCGAGAAUCAUUACACGCACAUGGAUGAUGCCUACAGUCCGGUGGGCGUCAGCGAAGCUCUCUACGCGGAGCUCGAUCGCGAGUCGGUGCGCUCAGCAAAUCCGUCGUACCAGAAUACGGCGUACAGUCAGUGUGGCGAGAAAUACAAUUUCCAAGCCCACGAGCAAGACAUUCCGAUGGUCGUCUCGUCAGCGCCAAGCAGCGCCUACUACUCGGAUCUUUCGGUGACGGCGAUGCCAGGCGGCGCCAGCGGCAGCAAUCAGGGCGCCUAUGAGAUAGUUGGCCUAAAUGUCAUGUCCCAGCCGCUGCCCAACUGGGAUCAUCACGGUGGAGGCGGUGGAGGAGGCAAUGGCGGUGGUGGUGGCAACAAUGGUGUUGCAAUGGCAACAACUGGACUGUCGCCGGGUGAGGCGGGUGCAACACAACAGCGUCGCAUGCCACCACGAUUGGCGGCCAUCAAUGAGACGAGCACCAGCACAGUGCCCUCAGACUAUGUCUGAGCAGUUGAGUUUGUAAUUUAGUAAAGUCUUCUUUCACUUUGAAAAAGGAAAACGACGGAGUAACGAGCUUAAAAAUGUUAAUGUAAUACGUUAAACGCGAAGAAAACAGAAAAAAUUAAACACAAUCUAAACAUAUACAUAUAUAUAUAGCAUAGUAUAUAGAAUAUAGCAUUUAUAUAUUAUAUAUACACACAAUUUAGAAUUAUGAAUGAUAAUAUAUUUAUAUUUAUAAUAUGCUAGCUUAGAGUUGGCGUAGUCUCGAUUUGUGUCUUUGGUUCGAAAAAUGUCUGAAUUGUAAUAUAGUGUGACAGAUUUUUCUACAUAUAGUACAUACAUACAUACAACAAACAACAAGCAUGUAUUAUAAAUCUAGUUUUUAUAUAGUGUUAAACAGCGAUUUAAUCGUGGGUGAUAUUUAGCCUAAAUAUGCUAUAUUCUUAUGUUCUUAUGUACUUUAACAUUUUCCAAAAAUGUAUAAAAAACAAAAA
Messenger RNA from Drosophila albomicans, 2586 nucleotides. RefSeq lists its product as uncharacterized. The transcript is spliced from 7 exons. Bases 857 to 2098 code for a protein of 413 amino acids. NCBI's taxonomy places the organism in Eukaryota, Metazoa, Arthropoda, Insecta, Diptera, Drosophilidae. The record is from RefSeq and is a predicted model, not a curated record.